AUGCACCUCUGUUCACGUCUCCUCGACACUCGAUUGAUGAUCGUCUGCGAAAGCAUGAGAAUCAACCCAAGAGAGCCGGUGUGGGAGCUCUCGCAGACCACGGUGCACACCCCAAAAUCCGUCACAGAGUCGUUCAUCGUCCCAAGCCCCUCUGCAAACAAGAACGAACCAGACUCCAAAAUCGCAACUCCCCAGGACUGCUACAUCAAAGCCUCGUGCCGGGUCCAAGGCAACCCCUAUCGAUACGAGUUCUUCAAUGAGCCAACACCUCACUCGGAUGACCUGGAGCACCUAGAUGUGCGCGCGAGCGAUCACGCUCCCGACUCAAUGCAGCCCAACAACUCUACAGCCGCUCCUGUCCGUCAAGUCCAGCCGUCAAAUGCUGCAAAGGACAUCAUAGUCAAGGCCAUUGCUGUGGCCGAGAGUGACAUCUCACGCUACAAGGGAUUGCAUGGCAGAUUCAGCGAUGACAUUGAGCAACUAACGAGUCAAAUCAUCAGGGAUUUGGAGCGCGCUGGCCUAGCUACUAUCCAGGUCGCAGCGACUGAUGCCUCAGUGACCAGUCCGAGCAGCCACGACAUUUCCGAGUUUAUCCAUAGACUUCAAGGUGCGCUCUCGCAUCACGAGGAUCGCGUGCUCAAAAGGCUCGAGUCACAUCACACAGGCAUGAGGCACCACGGAAGCAGGGUGGGCAACGAAAUCAAGUCAUUGAUCAAUAGCCAGACUACCAAGGUUACGUCCGAGGUUCAGCAACUCGGUCGUGCGUUUCGAACGCGCACGUUAGCUCGACAGUCGGAAUUUACGCCACCAAAUUCACGAGCCGCAGGAUCCUCUGGAAGAAAGAGACCCCGGACUUCGAGCCCCUCCAUCAUGGUGGAGGAUACCAACAACUGAGAGCAGACGGACCGGUCUCACGCUUGCUGUCUUGAUGAGGAUCUUCAUUUUGUCUCGUUAAACCUUUUUGAUGUUGGACCAUGAUUCGUUCGAUUCUUUAUCCCAUGUUUAUGAUUGUUUUUUUUUUUUC
This is a messenger RNA of Pyricularia oryzae 70-15, 1024 nucleotides long. RefSeq lists its product as uncharacterized. The coding region runs from base 1 to 894 and encodes 297 amino acids. The transcript has 3 exons. The record is from RefSeq and is a predicted model, not a curated record. Lineage: Eukaryota; Fungi; Ascomycota; Sordariomycetes; Magnaporthales; Pyriculariaceae.